Messenger RNA from Neltuma alba, 2542 nucleotides. Its product is annotated as rab3 GTPase-activating protein catalytic subunit. Gene Ontology annotation, molecular function: GTPase activator activity. The record is from RefSeq and is a predicted model, not a curated record. The transcript is spliced from 14 exons. Gene Ontology annotation, biological process: positive regulation of GTPase activity. Bases 261 to 2351 code for a protein of 696 amino acids. Lineage: Eukaryota; Viridiplantae; Streptophyta; Magnoliopsida; Fabales; Fabaceae.
AAUUCCGUAUUUACGAUAUUCGCUUACUCUGUCUCCUCUGGUUCUUCUUCUUCCAUUGUCAGUUUCUUCAGCCGUAGCCAUAGCUUCCUUCUUGGUUCCUAGUCUUUGCUCUAUCUGCUCGGAUUUAUUCCUGAUUCUUCUCACUGAGAGUACAUCAGUUACUGCAAGUACAACCAUGGUUCUUUUCCCUCUCUAGUGUUGAACUCUUGUUAGCGAGAGAAACUCUGUCUGCCUUAGCCUCCGCACCGCUCACGUAGGAAAUGGAGACUCUCUCCUUUGUUUCCAAAGCGAGGACUGCGCUUCAUUCUGCGGCUGCGAAAGCGGAACGUGUCCUAUCGGACUUGAAAUCUGAUCGAGAUCCUGAUAAACAACCGCCCAACAAUUUGACAAGGGAAGAAAAAGACGAAUCUCCUCGGAAUGAGGGCGAGUCAAAGCUGCGCAGCGAUUUGAAAAAGUGGAGACCUCCUCACAUAAGUAUAAAGCAGGAUUGGCAAGAUAAAAUAAAGAACAUCCGGAUAGGGAGAAAGGAGGCUGAAGAUACAGAUAAAGUUGGAGAUACAACAAUGACUUUUCCAUUUUAUGAUGAAAAUCUAUACAUCCUGAAUAUGAAAAAUGAUAUUGAGAACAAGGCUUCUGAAGCAACACCAACCAUUGAAUGCUUGAUUGCUGCAACAAAAGACCCCAUUCCUCCAUCAUCUGUGUUGAGGCAGUUGGCAGUAGCUGUGGAGGAUGGGAGGAGAUCAAGGUCAGUUAAAGAUUUUACAGUUUCAUCUGCAAAUUCUUCUCCCGCCGGAGACAAGGGGGGCUUAAGUCUCCAAGUAGUGAAGGCUUUAGUGCUGGGUGAAAAGGAGGACAAACUUCCCGCUGACUUUAGUAAAGAUGAAAAAAUUGGUUUUCUGAUUAAUUCUCUGUUUGAUCGAGAGGGAGAAUUCCUCAAAAGGAAGAUCAGCUCUAGUUCAGAGGAAAAUUCCAUAGCAUCUUUGGCAAGAGAUAUUCAUGGUGCCCCUCCUGAAAGCAUUGUUGUUAAGCUAGCUGAAAUCAUUGGAAACUUCAGAAGCCUUCGAAAAAUGGCUUUGUUUUGGUGCACGGUUGUUGUUGAACUGAAAAAACUUUGGUCUGAGGAACAACAUAUACCUGGAGUGCCCCUGGAUGAGAUUCCAGACCUUAAGUCGUGUCUUCUAUAUCAACAAUUUCAAGUAAUUAAUUGUUGUAUCUCUCGGAAAAGGCGCCGUUUUACUGCCACUGAAUCUCUAGACUCUUUGAUGGAAGGCAGUUCAGUUACUAAAGAAUCAAUGCGUGAUCACAUUCCUAAAGCCCCUGUUUUAUAUGCUAGAUUAAAUACAGGGGAGCUUGUUCUUCGACUGGGUGCUGAUCGCCCAUCAGGGGAUCUGACAUUGCUAGAAACUGGCGAGCCUGUGUACUCUCCAGUUAUGCAGGAAGGGCCUUUGCUUACAGAAGAUCUAAUCAAAGAAACAGAGGAGUUUGUGCUGCGGACUGGGAGUGUUGGUGCUGGGUGCUCUCAACUUCUGUCAGAUAUGCAGGCUUUCAAGGCUGCCAACCCUGGUUGUAUUUUGGAAGAUUUUGUGAGAUGGCACUCUCCUCCUGACUGGUCAGAAUGUGAACAAGAUGCUGAGGCUAAAGAUUCUUCUGAUGGUGGUGAUUCUGCUGAGUCAUUGUCCACCAGAGGUCAGCUAAGUCAGAGAAUGCAAAAAGAAGGUAAUUUAUGGCGUGAACUGUGGGCAACAUCUAAACCUGUACCAGCUGUUAAACAGACACCUCUUUUUGAUGAGGAUUUGGCAGUGGAGGGCAUCCUACGUGCUUUUGAGGACAUCCAGCCUUCUGAACUUUUUAGACAAUUGUUUGUUUCUCUGCUUGGUUUAGGAGUUGCAAUUGCUGAGCCUUUGCUGUCUGGUAGCAGUGAUUUCUCAAAGCUUUUCUGCGACUGCAAGGAGUACGUAGUUGUCACCUGUCAAAGUGGCAGUUGGAUGGAGAGAAUUGAUGAACUUUGCCAGGUGUAUCAAACGGUGGAAACAAUGUUAACAAAUCCUGAGGAAGCACUAAUGAUGAUCAAGGAGGCAGACGAGUCAGCUAAAACUAGUGGCGAACUCAAGCGCCGGUUUAAGAGGCUAAGCUUUAUCUUUAGUGGCAAAGAUAAACCUUGGAGAAAACCUGCAUCUGAAGACUCGGUAGGCUCUGAAGACAACCCGAUUCGGCAAUCCUUUUCAAGUUUCUUUGACGGCAAGUCAUCUGUAUUUUUGAAGAAAUCUUUCAAAUUUAAUGACAUUUCGCCAAGAGGGAAAUCUCCCAGUCCAGAUAAUAAUCAGACAGUCGUUUCGGCAAAGCUCUCUUGAGCUUUCUUCAUUUCAUUGAGGAUAAGCAAGAACAACAUGCUUUUCCUCUCAAUUUUCUUUAUUACCUCUUCCCGCGGGUAACUGUAAAUUUCUUUAUUCUUUUUGUCCAAAAUCUUGAUUGCUGAGUUUCAUAGUGUAUUAAUACUCAUUUAGUCACAAAAUGAAAUCAAAAUUUAGCCUUUGCUCCUUCA